Molecule: messenger RNA, 852 nt
Organism: Exophiala oligosperma
Lineage: Eukaryota; Fungi; Ascomycota; Eurotiomycetes; Chaetothyriales; Herpotrichiellaceae
Product: pyrroline-5-carboxylate reductase
Exons: 2
Coding region: 1-852 (283 amino acids)
Biological process (GO): L-proline biosynthetic process
Molecular function (GO): pyrroline-5-carboxylate reductase activity
Source: RefSeq, a predicted model, not a curated record
AUGUCUGCCCACGCACCACCAAAGAAGCUUCACGUCGCCAUCCUAGGCUGCGGCUUCAUGGGAUCGGCAUUGUUGUCAGGUGUCCUUCAAAGCCUGAAGGGUAAAGAGCAACCUGAAUUCACGUUCACCAUCAGCGCUCCCUCGAGUUCAUCGUUAGAGCGGCUGCGCCAGCAAUUUGGCGCUGGACACGGUGGCGUGGAUAUUAUCAUCACCGCAGAUAACGUGGCCGCUGCCCGUGAAGCACGGGUCGUCAUUCUCGGUUUCCAGCCACAGCAACUCGCACAGGUCUUCGAAGAUGCCAAUCUGGUAGCAGAGAUGCACGGGAAACUGAUCGUCUCCCUUCUCGCGGGAGUGUCGCUGCUCAAACUGGCCGAUAAGAUCUCUCCGCAACAACGAAUCACUCGGGUGAUUCCCAGCAUAGGGGCUCAGGUCGGAGAGUCAGCGACGCUGGUUGCAUCUGAUACAAGCCUCACAAGUGACGAACAGGAACUGGUCUUUUCACUAUUCAAACUGAUAGGAUCGGUACAACUUGUGCCAGAGAGCCUUUUGGACACCGUCACCGCCAUCAGCGCAGCGACUCAUGCUUUGUCUAUCGUAGCUGUCGACUCGAUCGUGGACGCCAGUGUUGCUGAGGGCGUCACACGGACAACAGCACAAGCAGUGGCAACACAGUGUCUCCGCAGCGCAUCUACGUUGCUACAAGGCAGCAUGACGAUAGAGUCGUUCAAGGAGUCAAUGUCAGUGCCACGAGGAAUCACGAUCAACGCUCUCUUAAAUUUGGAAAAGGGUCAGGUUAGGGCGGGGAUAUCUGAUGCUGUUCAGUACGCGGUGAAUUAUGCCAAGAACAUGUAA